Molecule: messenger RNA, 681 nt
Organism: Thermothelomyces thermophilus ATCC 42464
Lineage: Eukaryota; Fungi; Ascomycota; Sordariomycetes; Sordariales; Chaetomiaceae
Exons: 3
Coding region: 1-681 (226 amino acids)
Source: RefSeq, a predicted model, not a curated record
AUGUACGACUGCCUCGCCGAGCUGGGUGUGGUAUAUUACGGACCUCUGUUCCAAGGGAUGAGCAGCUGUUACGCAUCUAACACCUGCGCGGUGGGGAACGUUGUGGUACCGGCUGUGGUACUGGAUGUUGCAAAGGAGAUGCUGAACGGUCAUCUGACUGAUGCGGUAAUCCAGCCUGCUCUCCUGGAAUCCAUCAUUGAGAUGUAUUGUCUGCUUGUGGGAGCCCGUCGGCACGCCAUCAACACCAUCUACCUGCCCUCCUCAGUGGACCGGGCCACAGUCUCCCCCGCUGCCGAACGGCCGAAUCCGGGCAUCAUCACUACCCUGAAGGCAUGGAGGUUGUCAUCAUCCACGAAGACACCAGUUUCCAGAGUUUGGUGGCGAUGUGCCUCGUGUAUGCAUCUUCUUGAACGAGCUGUACCAACCAUUACUCUCCACACUUUCACCUGGCCAAUUUGCGACCCUGCAAAGGCUCCUGACAUGGCCGAUGGCGUCUUGACCAUCCGAUCAGAAACGGCCAUGAGAUUUGCAACCCUCGACCCGGAUGCCAAGUCCCAGCUCCCGGAACUCGAGACGGCCGACGCCAUUGUGAAGGUGUUCAACUUUGUCUUUGGCUCCGAUUCAUCGGCGACCGGAGAGCUGGAGUUCAUGAAGCGAGCAGGCGCAUUCUUCACCCCGUAG